AUGCAAGCCAUACAGCAGAGCCUCAAUGCCUUGCUCACUUCCAUGCCUCCUCCUCCUUUGGACAAAGCAACUCUCGACUCGCUCGUAGAGCAAACGCUUUCCAAGGCGCAGUCGGGAGCUAACCCAGAGAGCUGGAAGAACCAAUGGGAAUUUGUAUUGAGGAACGCGGUCUUCGACUUAGCGGCGACAGAGGGUAAGGCCCUCAAAGACCCCAAGACGACAUAUUAUGACCAACUGAACGACAUGCUCGACAUGGUCCUCACGUUUACCGAGCACGGUCCGUUCCCCUCAGAUGCGUGCGACCAAGUCUUCCCCUUCACCGUGCUCCAAGACCUCCUUGAAGCCCAGACAAUCUCCUCAUGCUCACACAUCUUCUCCUGGAUCGAGGCGCGCGCGGAGCGUCUCACGGAGGGCAUGGUCCCGCAAAAGGGCAAGGCUCUCGUCCUCCUCCGCACGCUCAAUGAUCUCCUCCGCCGGCUGUCGAACACUGGGGCGACCACCAUCUUUACAGGACGGAUCCUCACGUUCCUCAGUCGCGUGUUCCCGCUUGGCGAGCGGAGCGGAGUGAACCUGAGGGGAGAGUACGGUCCGGUAUGGGACGGGCCCGGUACGAAGGGGCAGGAGCGCGAGAAAGCAAGCGCGACAGAGAAGCAGGAGGGCGAGAAUGGGGAGGGUGAGAAGGACAAGGAUAAGAUGGAUGUCGAUCGGCGUAAGGAGAAGGAGGGUGGGUCAGACUUCUAUUAUACGUUCUGGGGCCUUCAGCUCCCGUUCUCCCGUCCGCCGUUAUUUGCGGAGCCGGGAACGUUCGCCGCAUUCAAGGAGGCCGUGAGCAAAGUCCUGCCGGUGAUCAAGGAGGCCACCGCGAAGGACCGCGCGCUCAUGGGCAACAAGUCAAACGGCAUACCCACUGGCCCGUCUGGCCCCCUGAAGCGGAAACGCGCCGCUGGCGUGCCAGAGAGCGCCGCAAAGAGCGAGUACUAUUUCGCCAAGUACCUCACCAGUCCGGACCUGCUCGACCUCGAGAUCGCGGAUACGCACUUCCGGCGACAGUUCCUCUUCCAGCUCCUCAUUCUCCUCCACCACCUCCUCACAUUCACCAAGACAGCCAAGGCGACGUGGGCGAGCACGCGCAACCGCUCGCUCCAGAUUGACUUCACGCUUGACACCGCCGACGCGCAGUGGGUGCAGGAGACGAUCACGCGCGCGACGGAGGAGCUUCGCCAGACCUCGCCGAAUGGGCGCGCGUUUUCCGAGACGGUGCAGGUGAUCCUGGAGCGCGAGAAGAACUGGGUGAAGUGGAAGAAUGAGCUGUGCACGCCGUUCGACCGGGAGCCGUGGCGGGAGGAGAUUGAGGUGGACGGGGUGAAGCGGAAGGUCGGACUCGAAGAGGCGACGGAGGGCGUGAGGAAGAAGAUGAGGACGGACCCGGAGCCGUGGCCCCAUCGGUAUGGAAGCGCGCCGCUCACGGAGAUAUGGGAGAUGGGAUACAGGGACCUGUGGGAUCUGCAGCAACCUUUCCAACCAGGUGAGGUCAAGGACUUUGUCAAGAAGAUCAAGCAGGAGGAUGCGCGCAUCGAGAUGCGGAAAAAGCAGCUCACGAAGCAGGCCGAGCGCAUUGCGGCCGCUCGCGCAAAGGCCGCCGCGGUCAAGGACGGCGCGGCCGCACCAGGGACACCCGCUGCUUCUAGUGUGGUACCGAACAGCGCGUCCGCCACGACAGUAACUACCUCCGCAUCACAAGAUUCGCUCUCGCCUCCAAAACCGAAUCCGUCCCUCAGCGCGCCUGUGCCCCUGCACCCUUCAUUGCCUGCAAAACCUGGCUCUACACCAGUGCCAGAAAGCGCGGCCGCAUCACCCGCGCGUGUGUCGACACCAAACCCUCUUCCACCCGCCGCUCCUUCCACUCCUACACCGGCGCCUGCCACGCCUGCGCCAGCUCCUGCAGAUCCUACUCCUAUCGUGCUCCCACCUGACGCGCAGCUGGCGAGGUACGAAGAGAACAAGCAACGUUGGGCAUGGCUUGCGCUCCGAAUGGCGCGAGAUCAAUACUGGCAGCACUUC
Messenger RNA from Dichomitus squalens LYAD-421 SS1, 2061 nucleotides. RefSeq lists its product as uncharacterized. The transcript has 7 exons. The record is from RefSeq and is a predicted model, not a curated record. Gene Ontology annotation, biological process: mRNA export from nucleus; regulation of DNA-templated transcription elongation. Lineage: Eukaryota; Fungi; Basidiomycota; Agaricomycetes; Polyporales; Polyporaceae. The annotation marks the transcript as partial. Gene Ontology annotation, cellular component: THO complex part of transcription export complex.